AGAAAUCUGGACUAGUGGUGAAGAUUCUAAGCUUGCCCUGGAGAUUGAAGCUUUAUUCCUUAGCACCACCAACUCAACAUUCUUUUUUGUGUUUCACGUGGAUUUUUCGGUUCUAACUACGUAAAGAGCCAUUUCUUGAUGAUCAACUUUCACACUGGAUCGCCAGAUGGCCUCUACCUUCUUUUUCUGCAAAAUGUUGAAAAAAUCUCCUGCUUUUGUCCCAGUAACAAACAGUGCUCAUAAUUCUGUGCCAAAAAUGAAACUAUACCGUGCCAGUUUGUCGUAUAUUUCACAAGUGAGGCAUUCCCGGAAUGUUUGUUUGAGAGGUAAUGGCUCAAUGAGAACAGGCUUUGCGUCGGUGGCCUGUGCUGCCAAAGACUCGGGGCCUCCAGAGCAGCACAGGCCUCUCGACACAGUGCUUAAGCUUUAUGAAGCACUCAAAAAUAAGAAUAUCAGUGAGAUUUCUGAUAUAAUUGCCGAAGAGUGCUUGUGUGUUUCCAACUUUGUUUCGGCUUUCCAACCUUUUCAUGGUAAGAAGUUUUUGCAGCAAGUGCUGGCUUUCUUCUCUUCUCUAAUGAAAAACUUGGGGAAUAACAUUGAAUUCGUGGUGCAACAAACAUCGGAUGAUGGAAUGGUUGUUGCUGUAUCCUGGAAACUAGAAUGGAAUAAGGCUCCUUUGCCUCUGGGAAAAGGUUUCAGCUUCUACAUGUACCAUGUUUACCAGGGAAAGGUGAUGAUAAAGAAUGUGGAGAUUUUCAUGGAGCCACUGCUUCACAUCGAGCCCCUGAGAUUGGUGAGCCUCCAGACUCCAGUAAGCUUCGGCUGAUUUUUUUUAUUAAAAGAACAUCAUUCACAAACCAUUUGUAUUCAAUCUCUGGACAGAAAGUAAUCACCUUGGUGAUGAAUGCAAUGGAGAAGAUUAAUCUUCAGGCUCGGUUCAGGAACAAGAUAACAAGAAGGGCCAUAAUCAUAUUGUUCAUUCUUCUCUCAGCAGCAGCAAUUGUUUUCUUACUAAGAUACAGGGUGACCACAUAAACUCUAUGAGCGCAAAGUUGGGUGCUUCUUGUCUCCGACGGGAUCUGAAGAUUUUUGUGGAGGAUCAACAGAUCAGCCAACCAAUACCUGCAUAGACAUAUGGAAUCCAAUCCUUUUCCCCUGGAGAGAGACAGAGCAGCAGAAGCAGAAGCAGGAACAGGGACAAAAGAGGGAGAACAGAAGCAGAAGAAACAGAAACAAGAACCAAACAGUUCAAAGCAUACGUACUGAAUGCUGAGACUUUGACGUAGCAAGGAAGUAGAGAUCCCAAUUUCUCCAUUUUCAUUUGCAAUUUACAAUUGUUAAACCAAAAUGGCACCUCGCAAGGAAGCAAUUACAUAUCUAUUAAUUUCUAGUCAAUCAAAUUAUGAAAUAUGCCAAAAUGAAGUGAGAUCCUCAGAAAAGCUUUUUACGCAUCAAGAAGCCAGCGCCAG
This is a messenger RNA of Sesamum indicum (sesame), 1469 nucleotides long. NCBI's taxonomy places the organism in Eukaryota, Viridiplantae, Streptophyta, Magnoliopsida, Lamiales, Pedaliaceae. The record is from RefSeq and is a predicted model, not a curated record.